AAAAUGGCAAAGAUUUAUAAAGUUUCAACUUCCGGAUACAUUUGUACGUAAACGUGUAUAUGUACAAUAUAUACAUACGUAUGUAAAUCUGUGUACGAAUCAACUAAAAACAACAGUUAUUGUUUAGAACCGAAAAUCAGUGAUAUAUAUUUCCAAAAGAAUAGAUAUAUUUCUUUUUCAAAAAAAGAAAACAAGAAUUGCAUACAUGUGUUUCAAGGUAGAUCGAACGACCCGAGAACAAAUAUAAUGCGAAGUGUACUUGUAUCUAAAUUGCUCGUAUACAGAAAUCAUCUUGCCUCGACGGUUCUCGUUACGUUUCGCAGCCGACACGCGCAAACGAGGCACGUGUUGAAGAUGAACGAGGCAUUUCUCCGUUACGAGAAGGACAGCAAAAUGUUCGACAUAACGUUUCGCUAUGCGGACGAAGAGAAGAAAGUCGACCGGCAAUUCAACUUUUCAAGACAAGCCGCGGAAAGUGUAAAUACUUUUCUGAAGAGAAUUGAAACAAACGUUUCCAAGAUUGUAAACAAAAAGAUAGAAAGAAAGAGGAAAAAGAACGCUACUGUGGAAUUGUCUGGUCUAUCAAAUGACAGCGUGGAAACAGGAAAAAUUAAGCUUCUCAAGAAUGACGUCAAAGUAGAUGGCGACGUGUUGUGUGAGAGUCUUCUUAAAGAUUCCUCAGAGCUCAAGCUCAUUAUUUUUGAAAAGAUAUUUUUAAUAAAAAGGAACGCACCUUAUAUUAUUAACGUUGCAUUGCCGUCAAGCAUGCUGGUGGGUUUCCCAACUUAUCCAGCCAAGUUUGAGUCAUUGUUCACCAUCAAGAAGCAAUCAGUUUUCACUUGGUACAGAAAUGACGUUGUCAACAAGAAGCUGAACGUGUGGACAGAAGUAGGUAAGGGAUAUUUCUACACGCCAAGUGUUUCUGACAUUGGCUGCAACUUGAAGAUCUCCUGCGAACCACGAAACGAGACGGAUACUGGUUACACAAUAGAAGUAGAGUCGAAGAACGUUGUCGAAGCCGGGCCUGGAGAAUGUCCGUUCGACACUCGACAUCAAUUUACGAAACACAGAUUAUCUGAUAGAAGUUUCAGGAUAAUGUCGUACAAUAUAUUAGCAGAUACAUACGCCGAUUCCGAUUUUUCCAAGGAUGUAUUAUUCCCAUAUUGCCCAUCGUAUGCGUUAAAUAUGGACUAUAGAAAGCAAUUAAUACUUAAAGAAAUAAUAGGAUUUAAUAGCGACAUAAUUUGUCUUCAAGAAGUAGAUAAAAGUGUGUACGAGCACGACCUAUUGCCGUCGUUAAACAUGUUGAAUUACGACGGUACGUUCAUCACGAAAAACGAAAUCAGCGAGGGACUUGCCACGUUUUUCUAUCAAGACAGACUCGAGAAAAUAGGAUACGAAUUCACUGUAAUGUCUCGGAAUAUAGAUUUUCCGAGAUUUGCGGAGGUUUGGUCUAAGAUUAAAAAUGAGAAGACGAAGGAAAGGUUUUUGGCCAGAAACACAACCGUUCAGGUAACGACGUUACGAUCGAAAGAAAAUCCUUCUGAAAUUUUUGUCAUCGGCAACACGCAUUUGUAUUUUAAACCGGAUGCGGAUCACAUACGUUUGUUACAAGGAUAUUACGUAAUUACAUACGUAAAUGAAGUGGCGAAGAAGACGCGAGAACAGAACCCAGAGUGUAACGUGAGCGCGAUGCUUUGCGGAGACUUUAACAGCACACCGGAAUGCGGUGUUUAUCAGUUAAUGACUGAAAAUUUUGUACCGGAAACCUGCGAAGAUUGGAAGAGCAAUCCCGAAGAAGCCGUAGACAAUAUCUCUCUGACACAAGAUCUUUCCAUGUCUAGCGCUUGCGGUACACCGGAGUACACAAAUUACACACCGGAGUUUUCCGGUUGUUUAGAUUACAUAUUUUACGAGAAAGACAAAUUCGAAGUGCAGCAGGUAGUUCCGAUGCCCAGUAAGGAAGAGAUUAUUCUUCACACAGGUUUGCCGUCCGUUGUACUUCCAAGCGAUCACGUAUCUUUGUGUGUUGAUUUAAAAUUGAAAGGAUAAAAAUAAUCAAAAUUGUCAAAUGUGUAAUGUCAAGCGGCAUUUGUACAGAGUUUGUAUAUCUAGUGUAAUAAAAUGUAAUAUUUAAAAACUGUAGCUCGCACAUAUUUGCAAAUUCAUCAAACUAUCGACGAGUCUGUUACAGAAAUGUAUGAUCAUUGACGCAAUUUGAAAAUGUAACUAUUAAUAAUUGGAAUUGUUUAUUCCGCACAUAAUUGUGUAAAAGUUAAUACACAGUUUUUGUAAAUAUUAUAUUGAUUUAUUUAUAUGAAAUUUAACUGAAAUUUUAUAUAA
This is a messenger RNA of Pseudomyrmex gracilis, 2343 nucleotides long. Its product is annotated as 2',5'-phosphodiesterase 12. The record is from RefSeq and is a predicted model, not a curated record. NCBI's taxonomy places the organism in Eukaryota, Metazoa, Arthropoda, Insecta, Hymenoptera, Formicidae. Gene Ontology annotation, molecular function: 3'-5'-RNA exonuclease activity. Bases 247 to 2052 code for a protein of 601 amino acids. The transcript has 8 exons. Gene Ontology annotation, biological process: nuclear-transcribed mRNA catabolic process, deadenylation-dependent decay. Gene Ontology annotation, cellular component: mitochondrion.